GCAGGGACGGACCAGCGCCCCGCCGCUCUUCCGGGCUGCUCCGUGCUGCUCCGCUGUCCCGGGCUGGAGAGGAAGGAUUGGUCUGGGGCCUGGAGGUGCCCGAGUCCUGCGCGCACCUCAGCUCUGGGCCCCGAUUUCCUGCACCACCAGCACCCUGCCCAGCUCAGCGGGAGGGCAGCAGGCCAGGGCAGCGAAAUCGGGGGCGGGUGUGUGUGGGGGACCGUUGGAGAGUCGCCUGCGCGGCCCCUCCUGAGCCAACUGGUGGUUCUGAGUUUCCCAUCUGUGUCUGCUCCCCGAGUAGAUGUGCUUCUGGGGGCAGGAACUCCAGUGCUGGCUAUAGACAGACUCAAAAGUAGGUGAUCCCUAAGUGAGCGUUUCUGGGAGCCCGGAUGAGAAUAGAGGUGGACCACAGGCAAGAGGAACACACGCAGAAAUAACAGCUGUGUGCGCGGCUAGGGGGCUGGUUAGCCAGAGUCUGACUGCAGCAGCCUCAGUGGGUGUGGGCUCCAGGGAUGUAGAGGUGAGGUGUGCCGCCUGAGGUUGGAGGUAGUGACACUUUGUUUGUUCUUGGCUUUUAGUUGUGUCAAGGCCAAGGCCUGGACUGUGUGCUGCGGAUAGAGGCCUCGGUGUUAGGAUGUGUUUGGUCUGUUGGUGGUAACAGAAAGCAUGAUGGUGACAUUUACCCCACAGGCACGUAGCUGGAUGACACAUAGUUAAACUCUAGCUUCGUGUCUCCAAAUGGUGUCUGUCUCUGGCAAAAUGAUCCCUGAUUUGGGCCAGGAAGGGCCAUUGUGGCCAACGUCACUCCAAGACAGAGGUUAUAGGUGUGCAGGUGGGUGAGGACACAGUGAAUCUGGAAAUUGGGUGAUAUGCUGGGGGCAAUGAGGAAAGAAAAUCAAAGACUAAAUUUUGAAUGGCCUUGCCAAGACAUUUUUGUCUAAAUCUCCAGGUGCCAGGGAGAUUAGAUGUAAAGAUUAACAUACCCUUGAGGUAUGUUAAGGGAGCGAAAUGUCCCAGUUGCAGUUUUAGAAAAAUUAGUUUGAAGCCAGUUAGUGGUGGCACAGGCCUUUAAUCCUAGCACUCAGUAGACAGAGGCAGGCAGAGCUCUUGAGUUUAAGGCCAGCAUGGGCUACAGAGAAACUCUGUCUCCAAAAACAAACAAACAAAGCAAAACACCCCCCCCCAAAAAACAAACAAACAAAAAACAAAAAACAAAGAAAAAGAUUUUAAAAAACAAAAAGAAAAAUCAGUCUGGGUUCUGGAUGGCAGAUGGAUUUGGAGCAACCAAGAAAAUCAGCAAAGCUAACUAUUAUUGACUGAUUCGUGUGUGUGUGUGUGUGAGAGAGAGAGAGAGAGAGAGAGAGAGAGAAACUUUUUUUUGGGAGUUGGUUCUCUCCUGUAGAUUACAUGUAUUCUGGGUAUUAGGCUUGGGUCAACAGUCUUACAUGUCAAGCACUUUUACUAAGCCAGUGGUUCUCUGCCUUCCUAACGCUGCAACCCUUUAAUACAGUUCCUCAUGUUGUGGCGACCCCCAAACAUAAAAUUAUUCUCGUUGCUAUUUCACAGCUGUCAUUUGGCUACUGCUAUGAACUGUACUGUAAUAUCUGUGUUUGCCAAUGGUCUUCAGGCGGCCAGUGUCGAAAGGCUUGUUCGACCCACUGUUGAGAGCUACUGCAUUAAGCAAUCUUCUCACUGCCUUUUUUUAAAAUCAUUUAGGUGAGAAACAGUGAGAUUUGGACUCAGAAUUGGUGACAGGCCUGAAAGAAGUUUGCCAGCCUUGGGUAUGGGUUCAAGGGAGAAACUUGGGCUGAUGAUUUAGACUGGGGUUAAUUCAGCACACCCAGAGUUGGUAGACGGGAAAGGGCCUACUUGCUUCUGUGUGGGUUGGCCCUGGAGAGCCUCCCAUGCACACAUUGGUCUAUAUGCCCCACAAGGCUGCCCAGGGACAUCUGUUCCUGCCUCCCUAUGUUCUGUGUUUUGUUUUUUUUCAGAUUGGGUUUCAUAUAGCCCAGGCUACUUGAUAUGUAACUUAGGCUAGCCUUGAACAGCUUGUAUUACAUGAAUGUAUCACUACAUUCAGCUUUGAGAACACGUGUGUCAUGACUGAUUCAGAAAUGUUGUCACAGUGGACCGUGUAGAGAAUGGUGUUGACGUGCCUCAUCCUGGCCUGCGUGUACGCUGUUGGAAAUGAAUCUUUUUAACGAGGACUUAUUUUUCCUUUGUGUGUCUGAGUGCUUUGCCUUCGUGUAUGUCCAUGCACCACAUAGGCAUGCACGCAGACCAAACGAGGGAGUCAGAUCCACUCGCUUGUAGCCAUCAUGCGGAUGCCGGGAACCGAACCCCGUCCUCUGUAAGAGCUGCAAGUGCUCUUCACCAGUGAGUCACCUCUCCAGCCCCCAUGCCUAUGUUUUGAGAUACUUUCCUCUGUACAGUCUCCAGUCCCUCCAGCUGUCUGAGGGACAUGUUCCGAUGUUGCCUGACUCCCAGCGGACGUUUGAAGCUGCAGUUGAUUUUGGGCUGUAGUGUCUUUUCCAGCACAGAUAUCUGACAGUUUGAUUUAUGGGUUAUACACAGGGAGAGGGUAAGGUCAAUAAAUGAUACCAUGUAACAGUUCCAACAGUGCACUGUAGUGAGUGUGUAUUAACUUCACGUGGUUCUUGGUUCUCUCAGACUGUCUUCCGCAUGGCACCAGUUGGCCGAGCAGCUGGUGGUUUGGGGACUUCCCAUCAGGGGAGUUCACUUCCGAACUGCAACCUGACCCAGUGUAGGCUUGAGGAGGCUACCGGAAGAUGGAGGUGACCAGGGGCCUUAUCUUGUGUGUCCUGUCUCCUCGUGGGUGGUGGAUGGAGGAGAAGGUCGAGACUGGGGUUCAGGCCCCCUGUGAUAAAGCAACCUGUCAUCCUGGCUCUUGAGGUUAUAUAGGAAGUAGUGUGUGUGUGGGCACGCCUGGCCCUCAGCUCCUGUGUCCUGCCAGGGUGUUCAGGUGGACAGCCUGCUCACCUCCUCACUCCCUCCAGCUGACUGCUGCCUCAGGUGGCAGGGCUGAGACCUCACCAGCACUGACUGGUGCAGUAGGAGGCCUGCUGGGAUGGAGAGCAGCCUGGCUGGCACCAUCUCAGGAGAUGGGCUGGCAAGGAUCAAGCAGGAGAAGUCCGAGUGGCAGUCGCAGACCGCGGCGUCUCAGGCCGCGCUCCCGGAGAAGGACAAGGAAAACAUAUGUCAGCAGCAGGGCGGCCUCCCUCCAUGUCAGACCGCGGGGCGGCCCUGGGCUCUGGGGUCCCAGGAGGAGACUGGGGGUGCACGGUGGGCGCCGCCUCCUGAGCAGGAUGCACGGCCGGCCCCUCGAGUUCCGGGGACCGCUGCAGGGCCCCUGAGCCCCGCACUCUCCGCGGGCGGGGCUCACUUCGUGUGUGUGGAUUGUGGGAAGAGGUUCAGCUGGUGGUCAUCCCUGAAGAUCCACCAGCGCACGCACACGGGCGAGAAGCCUUACCUCUGCGGCAAGUGUGGCAAGAGCUUCAGCCAGAAGCCCAACCUGGUACGCCACCAGCGCCACCACACCGGCGAGAGGCCCUUCUGCUGCCAGGAGUGCACGCGGCGCUUCAGUCAGAAGCAGCACCUGCUCAAGCACCAGAAGACCCACUCCCAGCCCGCCACCCACACCUGUCCCGAAUGCGAGCGCUGCUUCCGGCACCAAGUGGGCCUCCGCAUCCACCAGCGAGCGCAUGCCCGAGAGCGCCUGGGCGCCCGCGUCGGCUUGCCCGAGGUGCUGCGGCCUGCCGCUGCUCGCCCCCGGGCCUGUGGCCCGCGCUCGGGAUCCCCACGCGGGCGCCCUGAGUGGGUCUGGCUGGGGCUCUGCCAGGGUUGGUGGGGCCAGCAUGGGGUCCGGACGACAACCCACAGCCGCUUGGGUGCCAGCGAGCAGCGCCAGUUCAUCUGCAACGAGUGCGGCAAGAGCUUCACGUGGUGGUCGUCGCUGAACAUCCACCAGCGCAUCCACACGGGCGAGCGGCCCUACGCCUGCCCGGACUGCGGCCGCCGCUUCAGCCAGAAGCCCAACCUCACGCGGCACCUGCGCAACCACACGGGCGAGCGGCCGCACCCUUGCCCGCACUGCGGCCGCAGCUUCCGCCAGAAGCAGCACCUGCUCAAGCACCUGCGCACGCACCUGCCCGGUGCCCAGGCCGCGAGGUGUACCAGCUGUGGCCAGGACUGCCCCAGCCGUGCGGCACUGCGGGCUCACCAGCGUGUGCAUGCCGCUGCGGAGCUGCUGCGCUCGCGGUCUGCGGGCCAGGGUGGCGUGCCUAGCUCUGAGUCACAAGCUGAGGCUGUCCAGAGUGUGUCUGUGACGCCCCAAGGUCCCCAGGGUGCUAAGGGAAUGCUGCGCGGCCAGGGGUGCGAGCCCGCGGCUGCGUCCAGCGAGCAGCGCCAGUUCAUCUGCAACGAGUGCGGCAAGAGCUUCUCGUGGUGGUCCGCGCUCACCAUCCACCAGCGCAUCCACACGGGCGAGCGGCCCUACGCCUGCCCGGACUGCGGCCGCCGCUUCAGCCAGAAGCCCAACCUCACGCGGCACCUGCGCAACCACACGGGAGAGAGACCCUACCUGUGCACGGCCUGUGGCCGUGGCUUCCGGCAGAAGCAGCACCUGCUCAAGCACGAGCGUGUGCAUGGUGGAGCUCGGGCACCGCACCCCGGCCCGGAGGAGAAAGAGCAAGAGCGAGCCCCGUGCAGCUAACAGUGGUGGUGGGUGAAACGUGUGCCUGCAGGGUGUCGAAGGGGAACUGGAGGGCCAGGAAGGCUGACUCGAUGCUCCCCGAGGUAGGCUCCUCGAGGUUCUGAGGCCUGAGGAUAGCGUACUAGAAAACAUCUGAAAGGAAGCCUGAAAAGUGCCUAGUGGGGAGGUGAGGUCAAAGCCGCAAGUGUCUGAGAUAGUCUCUGUUACUACACCGUUCAGAAUUGGCCCCCAGCCUCAGGCAUCUAGUACGGGGCUGUUGGGGGCCCUAGGAAAGCCACCUCGUGUGAAAUGGCCUGGAACUGAUCAGUGGUGGCGCUAACCUGCCACACAGGCUACAAGAUGGUCAGCGCUGUGGUCCGGGUGGGAAGGUGGUCACCGACUCCAGGAUACCAAUAGAACAAGGGCUGUGGCUAAGAAGGGGUUAAUUAUUUCCCCAGCACCAAGGACAGUGCCACCCACGGAGGUGCUGGAGGGUUUUGAUGGUCUCCAUCCGAGUGUGUCACUGCUCCAGCUGCUGGGACUGGCAAUGUGUACGAUGGUUAGGGUUGGGUGCAGCCGGGCGCUCUCACCCAUAGCUUGGCUGCUUGGGGCAGCGUCUGUGCCAAGUGUGACUGGCUUGGGUCCCUACCUACACCGGUGUUGGAGAAGAAUGAAGGCCUGAACAUUCUA
Messenger RNA from Psammomys obesus (fat sand rat), 5401 nucleotides. RefSeq names its product zinc finger protein 775 (gene Znf775). The transcript has 4 exons. NCBI's taxonomy places the organism in Eukaryota, Metazoa, Chordata, Mammalia, Rodentia, Muridae. Gene Ontology annotation, biological process: regulation of transcription by RNA polymerase II. Gene Ontology annotation, molecular function: DNA-binding transcription factor activity, RNA polymerase II-specific; RNA polymerase II cis-regulatory region sequence-specific DNA binding. The record is from RefSeq and is a predicted model, not a curated record. The coding region runs from base 3089 to 4732 and encodes 547 amino acids.